CAUCCGGUUUCCUCCCCAAGUUCAGUCGAGAACAGGCGGAACCUUUCUGACGUGCCUCGGUUGAACGUACGCGGCGGGGACAGUUUAGGCCACCGAGUACCGCUGUUAAGGCGUGCUGCAGUUUGGGGCGGUGCAGGCGUGCGUGAAGGUUUUGUCCGUUUCUUCUUUUGUCGUGACCGACAUGGAAGUGCUAGCGGAGGAAUUUGGAAACCUGACCCCGGAGCAGCUGGCAGCGCCGAUCCCGACUGUAGAGGAAAAAUGGAGGCUGCUUCCAGCAUUUUUAAAGGUGAAAGGCCUUGUGAAACAGCACAUAGACUCAUUUAACUAUUUCAUUAAUGUAGAGAUAAAGAAGAUAAUGAAAGCUAAUGAAAAAGUUACAAGUGAUGCUGACCCCAUGUGGUACUUAAAAUAUCUUAAUAUCUAUGUUGGGCUUCCUGAUGUUGAAGAAAGCUUCAAUGUAACUAGACCAGUGUCUCCCCAUGAGUGCCGCUUGAGGGACAUGACAUAUUCUGCCCCCAUUACAGUGGAUAUUGAAUACACCCGAGGCAGCCAGAGGAUCAUCCGCAAUGCCUUACCCAUUGGCAGGAUGCCCAUAAUGUUGCGAAGUUCAAAUUGUGUUCUUACAGGGAAAACACCAGCAGAAUUUGCCAAACUAAAUGAAUGUCCUUUAGACCCAGGUGGCUACUUCAUUGUUAAAGGAGUUGAAAAAGUCAUUCUUAUCCAAGAACAACUGUCUAAGAACAGAAUCAUCGUGGAGGCAGAUAGGAAAGGGGCUGUGGGAGCUUCUGUUACCAGCUCCACCCAUGAGAAGAAAAGUAGGACUAACAUGGCUGUGAAGCAGGGGCGGUUUUACCUGAGGCAUAACACCUUGUCUGAAGAUAUACCCAUUGUCAUCAUAUUUAAGGCCAUGGGUGUUGAAAGUGACCAGGAAAUUGUGCAGAUGAUUGGAACAGAGGAGCACGUGAUGGCUGCAUUUGGGCCCAGUUUGGAGGAGUGCCAGAAAGCUCAGAUUUUCACACAGAUGCAGGCCCUAAAAUACAUAGGGAAUAAAGUAAGAAGGCAAAGGAUGUGGGGAGGUGGACCAAAGAAAACCAAAAUAGAAGAAGCAAGAGAGCUCCUGGCUUCUACCAUCCUGACCCAUGUUCCAGUUAAGGAAUUCAAUUUUCGAGCCAAAUGCAUCUAUACUGCAGUGAUGGUCCGAAGAGUUAUUCUGGCCCAAGGAGAUAACAAAGUUGAUGACAGAGACUAUUAUGGUAAUAAGCGGUUGGAAUUGGCAGGACAGCUUUUAUCUCUUCUUUUUGAAGAUUUGUUCAAAAAAUUUAAUUCUGAAAUGAAGAAGAUUGCAGACCAGGUGAUUCCUAAACAAAGAGCAGCCCAGUUUGACGUUGUGAAACACAUGCGCCAAGACCAGAUCACCAAUGGCAUGGUGAAUGCCAUUUCCACUGGAAAUUGGUCUCUAAAGAGAUUUAAAAUGGACCGUCAAGGUGUGACCCAAGUCUUGUCACGCUUGUCAUACAUAUCCGCACUGGGCAUGAUGACAAGAAUCUCUUCCCAGUUUGAAAAAACCAGGAAAGUGAGUGGUCCUCGCUCCCUCCAGCCAUCUCAGUGGGGAAUGCUCUGUCCUUCAGACACUCCUGAAGGAGAGGCCUGCGGUUUGGUUAAAAAUUUGGCCCUUAUGACACACAUCACAACUGAUAUGGAAGAUGGACCCAUUGUUAAGUUAGCCAGUAACUUGGGAGUAGAAGAUGUGAAUUUAUUAUGUGGAGAAGAACUCUCUUAUCCAAAUGUGUUUCUCGUCUUUCUCAAUGGUAACAUUCUGGGUGUCAUUCGAGAUCAUAAAAAGCUAGUGAAUACAUUUCGACUGAUGCGAAGAGCAGGAUAUAUCAAUGAAUUUGUUUCCAUCUCAACAAAUCUUACAGAUCGGUGUGUUUAUAUUUCCUCUGAUGGAGGAAGACUGUGCAGACCUUACAUAAUUGUUAAGAAACAGAAGCCAGCAGUCACAAAUAAGCAUAUGGAAGAGCUGGCUCAGGGGUACAGGAAUUUUGAAGAUUUCUUACAUGAGAGUCUGGUAGAAUAUUUAGAUGUGAAUGAAGAAAAUGAUUGUAACAUUGCACUCUAUGAACAUACAAUUAAUAAAGAUACCACCCACUUGGAGAUUGAACCCUUCACUCUUCUUGGCGUUUGUGCUGGCCUGAUCCCAUAUCCUCAUCAUAACCAGUCCCCAAGAAACACCUAUCAGUGUGCCAUGGGGAAACAAGCCAUGGGUACCAUUGGAUACAACCAGAGAAAUAGAAUUGAUACUCUCAUGUAUCUGCUAGCAUAUCCACAAAAGCCCAUGGUUAAAACAAAAACCAUUGAGCUGAUAGAAUUUGAGAAAUUGCCUGCAGGACAGAAUGCGACGGUUGCUGUGAUGAGUUACAGUGGUUACGAUAUCGAAGAUGCUCUUGUUUUAAACAAGGCCUCCUUGGACCGAGGCUUUGGACGGUGCCUGGUAUAUAAAAAUGCCAAGUGUACAUUGAAACGGUACACUAAUCAAACUUUUGAUAAAGUGAUGGGGCCCAUGUUGGAUGCUGCUACAAGGAAACCUAUCUGGCGACAUGAGAUUUUAGAUGCAGAUGGUAUCUGUUCUCCAGGUGAGAAAGUAGAAAACAAACAAGUGCUUGUAAACAAGUCCAUGCCCACAGUGACUCAGAUUCCUUUGGAAGGAAGUAAUGUGCCACAGCAACCACAGUACAAAGACGUGCCCAUAACUUACAAAGGGGCAACAGAUUCAUACAUUGAGAAGGUGAUGAUAUCUUCCAAUGCUGAAGACGCUUUUCUGAUUAAAAUGUUACUGAGACAGACAAGGCGACCAGAGAUCGGAGACAAAUUCAGCAGUCGUCAUGGACAAAAAGGUGUUUGUGGUUUGAUCGUCCCCCAGGAGGAUAUGCCAUUUUGUGAUUCUGGCAUCUGUCCGGACAUCAUAAUGAACCCACAUGGCUUCCCAUCGAGAAUGACGGUGGGAAAGUUAAUUGAGCUGCUGGCCGGCAAGGCGGGUGUGUUAGAUGGCAGGUUCCACUACGGUACUGCAUUCGGAGGGAGUAAAGUGAAGGAUGUAUGUGAGGACCUCGUUCGCCAUGGUUAUAACUACUUAGGGAAGGACUAUGUCACAUCUGGCAUCACAGGAGAGCCUUUGGAAGCUUACAUCUAUUUCGGUCCUGUGUACUAUCAGAAACUGAAACACAUGGUGCUGGAUAAAAUGCAUGCCCGGGCCCGGGGACCACGAGCCGUCCUUACCAGGCAGCCCACUGAAGGACGAUCUCGUGAUGGUGGCUUGCGUCUUGGAGAAAUGGAACGUGACUGUUUAAUUGGCUACGGAGCCAGUAUGCUUCUGCUAGAGAGACUAAUGAUUUCAAGUGAUGCCUUUGAGGUUGAUGUCUGUGGGCAGUGUGGACUUCUGGGGUAUUCCGGCUGGUGCCAUUACUGCAAGUCAUCGUGCCACGUGUCUUCCCUCCGCAUUCCGUAUGCCUGCAAGCUGCUUUUCCAGGAGCUGCAGUCUAUGAACAUUAUCCCCAGGUUAAAACUGUCCAAGUACAAUGAAUGAGAUGGAGAAGGUGGGUGAGUGAAAGCAGUGGAUGGUAAGUUUGAUGCCGUGGAAAGCAGAAGGGACUGAGAACUGUUUCUGAGAAUGACUUCUGGGAUUAUUUUCUCUCAAAAACAAACAGAACUGAUGGAGAAGCUUUGUUGUUCUAGAAGACUGACUAGACAGCCUUCAUCAGUGAGCCCCGAGCCACGGGAGAAAUGCUGAUGACAUGGACUGCAGUGCAUUGGAUCCACAGUGGACAUGACCUAAAGGAUAAACAAGCUUUUAUUUAUGAUCUGUAGCUUGAAAUCUACUCAGUAGAGAGACCUUACUCCUUAAAAAGAAAGUUUGGGUUUAAAUUCCCCACGAUAUCUUCUGGUUAACAAAACUUAAGGUUCUCAGGAACCUUUGAGGAUGAGAAGAAUUGCCUGAGUUCAUUCCUGAACUCAAGUUGAGGUGUGUGAUUGUGAGCAGGGUGAGGAGGCAGCAGGGCUGUGGGAAGCUGAGAUGAAUCCGUAAAGUGCUGGAUUUCUUAUCUGGUUCUGUGAGGGGAUAAAUUUUCCCAACAAUUAAAUCUUGCCAUCUCACGCCCAAACUUUGUGAAAAAAAAUUACAAAAAAAUCUUGGGGAAAUACAAUAAAUAUAUUCUUGUAAGCAGGAAUAUCACUUUUCUUAUGGACCCAGUUGUACUAUUUUGAACCUCAGUCAUACCAUAAAAUAAUGUUUAUUAAAUGUCUGAACAGAACUCCA
Messenger RNA from Ictidomys tridecemlineatus (thirteen-lined ground squirrel), 4312 nucleotides. NCBI's taxonomy places the organism in Eukaryota, Metazoa, Chordata, Mammalia, Rodentia, Sciuridae. The record is from RefSeq and is a predicted model, not a curated record.